Molecule: messenger RNA, 676 nt
Organism: Rhinichthys klamathensis goyatoka
Lineage: Eukaryota; Metazoa; Chordata; Actinopteri; Cypriniformes; Leuciscidae
Gene: mzt2b
Product: mitotic spindle organizing protein 2B
Exons: 4
Coding region: 17-640 (207 amino acids)
Cellular component (GO): centrosome; spindle
Source: RefSeq, a predicted model, not a curated record
UGUUUAGGUGGUGCAUAUGUCACAGUCAGCACAGCCCGGGACGAUGCCCACAGCCCCGGAUUCCCCCUCUCUGAGCGUCACCGUCAGUGGAAAUGUGCAGAAAUACAGCAUCAAGAAGAAAAAGGUUUUAAAUGCGGAGGAGACUGAGCUGUUCGAGCUCACUCAGGCUGCUGGGAUAGUCAUUGAUCAAGAGGUGUUUAAGAUCAUAGUGGACCUGUUGAAGAUGAACGUUGCUCCUCUGGCAGUCUUUCAGACCCUAAAGACCAUGUGUGCGGGGCAGAAGGUCUCUGAAGCGUCCACCGGUGACACAUCCACAGCGUCCCACACCACCGCUGCACCUUCAGAGUCUAGAGAAGAAGAAUGUGUGGUCUCAGGAAAAAGCUCUAAAACUGCAGCCCCUCCCUCUGCACCGGUGUCCCGCCCCCCUAGGGGAGGGGCUAAGAUAGUGGUCUACAGCACGGGUGACACAGGCGCUCCUAUCUCUCAAGUGCGCAGUAAAACAAGUUCAGGGCAAGGGGAGAAAUCAGCGAGAGACGGUUCUAGCCAGCGAGUGCCACGGCAGGUCAGUGCCACCAGGGGGCAGAAGAGCGCCAAGAGCUCUGGCAGCAGCAGCUCGUCUUCUCAGCUCACCUCCAACUGAAGUUCUUCACCAAUUAAACAACACAUACUAAACUUG